Molecule: messenger RNA, 3847 nt
Organism: Protopterus annectens (West African lungfish)
Lineage: Eukaryota; Metazoa; Chordata; Ceratodontiformes; Protopteridae
Gene: WDR47
Product: WD repeat domain 47
Exons: 15
Coding region: 269-3046 (925 amino acids)
Molecular function (GO): protein binding
Source: RefSeq, a predicted model, not a curated record
CCGGCUGCGCAGAGAAGAUGCGUCCUCUGCUUCUAAUUUUUUUGUGUCACCAGUGAAUUUUUUUUCCUCUGAAAGAGCUUGCGCACUUUGGACUUUGGUUAGGUUGCCAGGUUGAAAAAUGAUGGGUACUGAAAGACUGCUGGUGUGAUGCUACGAGAGGUUGUAACUACAAGGAAAUUUUUGUAAAUAAUCACGUAAUCUUAGGAAAUUGUGAGAAACGACCCUUCGUUUGCGUUCUGUCAACAGAGUUCAUUUGACAUUUGGCACAAUGACAGCUGAAGAAACUAUAAAUGUGAAGGAGGCUGAAAUCAUCAAGCUUAUUUUGGAUUUUCUGAAUUUGAAGAAGCUUCACAUCAGUAUGCUGGCACUUGAGAAGGAAAGUGGAGUUAUUAAUGGCUUGUAUUCUGAUGACAUGCUUUUUCUGAGGCAGCUAAUUUUGGAUGGACAGUGGGAUGAGGUGCUGCAGUUCAUUCAGCCUCUAGAGUGCAUGGAUAAAUUUGACAAGAGGAGGUUUCGCUACAUUAUCUUGAAACAGAAAUUUUUGGAAGCUUUGUGUUUAAAUAAUGCAAUGUCUUCAGAAAAUGAGCCCCAACAUUUAGAGUACACAAUGCAGGAAGCCGUGAAGUGUCUGCAUGCACUAGAAGAGUAUUGUUCUUCUAAGGAAGACUAUAGUAAGCUGUGUUUGCUGCUCACAUUACCGCGCUUGACUGAUCAUGCAGAGUUCAGGGACUGGAACCCAAGUACUGCACGUGUUCAGUGUUUUGAAGACUCCUGCAUUAUGGUGGCAGAAUUCAUCCCUGCAGACAGAAAACUGAGUGAAGCAGGGUUCAAGGCAAGCAAUAAUCGGAUAUUUCAGUUAAUAAUUAAGGGCAUUCUGUAUGAGUGCUGUGUGGAGUUUUGUCAGAGCAAAGCAACUGGGGAGGAAAUUACAGAAAGUGAGGUUCUGCUUGGCAUUGAUUUACUUUGUGGCAACGGUUGUGAUGAUCUAGAUCUGAGUUUGUUGUCUUGGCUUCAGAAUCUUCCUGCUAGUGACUUCUCUUGUGCUUUUGAACAAAAGGUGUUAAAUAUUCAUGUUGAUAAGCUUGUGAAACCUACAAAAGCUGCAUAUGCUGACUUAUUGACACCACUGAUUAAUAAACUUUCCCCCUAUCCAUCAUCCCCUUUGAGACGACCUCAGUCAGCUGAUGCUUACAUGUCUCGCUCCUUGAAUCCAGCUUUGGAUGGGCUUUCAUACGGAUUAACUAAUCAUGAUAAACGAAUCUCUGAAUUAGCAACUAAGACCUCACCUAUGUCUCACUCCUUUGCCAACUUCCACUAUCCAGGAGUACAAAGCCUCAGUCGAAGUUUAAUGCUAGAAAACCCAGAGUGUCACAGCAUUUUUGAAGAGUCUCCUGAACGAGGAAGCACCCCUGUUGAAAGAUUGCAUCCUUCAUCGGAUCGUAAGUCUUUGAGCCCUAGUCCUGUCCAUGAAAGGGAAACUGUACUGAUGGCAUCUGAUGAAGGACCUCCAAAACAAGACAGGAAUGAGCUUCGAGAGUCAAAUGAACAUUUUCAAGAGUAUUAUCGACAAAGAAUGCGUUAUCAACAGCAUUUGGAGCAGAAGGAACAGCAGAGGCAGCUGUAUCAGCAGAUGCUGCUGGAGGGAGGAGUGAAUCAGGAGGAUGGUAUAGAACAGCCCCAGCAGCAACAACAGAACCUUACAGAACAGUUCCUUAACCGGUCUAUUCAGAAAUUAGAAGAACUGAAUGUAGGGAUGGACAAUCUAAAUAAUGAUGUCCAAGCUCUUAACCAGCAACAUAAUGGUGACUGCUCCAGUGUUACUAACAACUCCCCAGCGAAAAAGGCAGAGAAUACUGGUCAGCAGAGGACAUUAGUAGAAGAUAAACCACGAAUUAAUACAAGUACACCUCAGAAACGAGAAACAUUAAAUCAGAUCCCUUUUCCAGAAGAAUCUCCAGUUUUUGGGAAUCAGAGUGUAAGAGACCAGAGUGUUACACCACAGCCGGUCUCGGAAUUGUCUGCCCAAAUUCAAGACUGUUUGAAAACCUCAGAAGAGGACCAUUCAAAAAAACAGUUCAGUCCUGUCAACAUCCUGGAAGACACGCAGGCAGUAAGAGCAGUGGCAUUUCAUCCCAGUGGUGCAUUUUAUGCUGUGGGAUCUAACUCUAAAACACUGAGAGUCUGUGCUUAUCCAGAAAUCACUGAUCCUAGUGUUUCCAGUUCUCCAAAACCACCUGCAGUCCGUUUUAAAAGGAACAAACAUCACAAGGGCUCUAUCUACUGUGUGGCUUGGAGCCCCUGCGGACAGCUACUAGCUACUGGUUCUAAUGACAAAUAUGUCAAGGUGGUGCCAUUUAGUGCCGAAACAUGCAAUGCCACAGGUCCAGAUUUGGAGUUUAGCAUGCAUGAUGGAACAAUUCGAGAUCUUGCUUUUAUGGAAGGUCCACAGAGUGGAGGAGCUAUUUUAAUCAGUGCUGGAGCUGGUGAUUGUAACAUUUACACUACAGACUGUCAGCGGGGACAAGGUCUGCAUGCUUUGAGUGGUCACACAGGUCAUAUAUUAGCACUUUAUACAUGGAGUGGUUGGAUGAUUGCCUCGGGUUCACAAGACAAAACUGUGAGAUUCUGGGAUCUUCGGGUACCAAGUUGUGUUCGAGUUGUUGGAACUGCUUUUCAUGGUUCAGGUAGUGCAGUGGCAUCUGUUGCUGUUGAUCCCAGUGGUCGCCUAUUAGCCACAGGUCAGGAAGACACUAGCUGUAUGCUGUAUGACAUUCGUGGAGGACGGAUGGUACAGACCUACCAUCCUCACGCCAGUGAUGUUCGCUCAGUACGCUUUUCUCCUGGGGCACAUUACUUGUUGACUGGCUCAUAUGAUACCAAAAUUAAAGUUACAGAUUUACAAGGGGAUCUCACCAAGCAACUUCCAGUGAUGGUUGUUGGGGAGCACAAAGACAAGGUAAUACAAUGUAGAUGGCACACUCAGGACCUUUCCUUCUUAUCCUCCUCUGCAGACAGAACCGUUAUCCUUUGGACUCACAAUGGCUAAAGAGUAGCAGAGUACUGUUUUGUCUAUGCAGAUGAUGCACAGCUAGGUCUGCUUCAUCACAGAAUUAACUGAGGACCACUUUGCUAAAGGACUGGUUUAUGCAGCAGAAGCAUGUGUCACAGUUUUCUUUGCUUGUGCUGAUGGAAGUCUUAGUGUUUGUAUUAUUUUGCAGUGCUUUCAGUCUUCCAUGUGAGUCAACGGCUGUGACUAAUUGUAUUUUACAUUGCCAAAUUGUAUAAACUGUUAUUAUUUUUGUAAAUGUGCACACAGAGUAAGAUUAAGGACAUGUUUACAAUUUAGUAUUUGCAUUCCUCUGUCAUAGUUUUAGUAACAGUUUUAUGAAGUAAAGAUACACAUACAAUGAUAUUUAACUUUCAGUUAGCUAAUGUAAAAAUGACAAGCUACAAAACAAGAACUUGUUAAUUUGAAACAAAGUUUUCCUUGCACCUAAUUUGUCUUCACUAAUUUAUUGCUGACAUUUUUAAGACCCUACUUUAAAUAUUACUUUUGUAACAAUGAGCACAGAUAGGUCUUCACUGACAGAUACUGAGCUGCUAUGGAACCCUUCCUUUUUAGGAUUUUCCAUUUGAAGGUUAUGCACUCUCAUACACACCUCUCUCCUUUUUUAUAUGUGCAUGCCAUGUCUUCACAAACCUGUCUGCUGUCUCUUGACAGCCUAACAGUUAUGACGAUUCUUAACUUUCUGUUUAACAUUUUAAUACUGUUUAGCUGUUAUGCAGUUGUAAGAUCUAAACAUUGCCAAUGUUUUGGCAUUUUUCAAAAUAAAAAUGAUUUCAAGUC